Molecule: messenger RNA, 1773 nt
Organism: Durotheca rogersii
Lineage: Eukaryota; Fungi; Ascomycota; Sordariomycetes; Xylariales; Xylariaceae
Product: NADP-specific glutamate dehydrogenase
Exons: 6
Coding region: 272-1726 (484 amino acids)
Cellular component (GO): cytosol
Molecular function (GO): L-glutamate dehydrogenase (NADP+) activity
Source: RefSeq, a predicted model, not a curated record
UGGCCUCCUCCUGGCCCUCUCCCGGCCCCCCUAAAAAUUCGCAUGCAACCCGUCUCGCGAAGACGCUCUCACGGCUCAUCGACGAUACCCCCCCUUUCUUUACUCUCAUCACCGCUUCACCCACUCACCUCUAUUUGCCAUUGGCAGGUUGCGAGGCACGCGCUCUCCGAGGUAACCAAGGAAGAGGAAAAUCAGCUCUACUGAUCGAUACCCGUUGCCCCCUCCUUACGACCGAGCCUCCUACUACGUCGUGAACCCCGUUCGUGUAAUCAUGUCUCACCUUGCGGCGGAGCCCGAGUUCGAGCAGGCUUACAAAGAGCUCGUAGCCACGCUCGAGGACAGCACGCUGUUCGAGGAGUACCCCGAGUACCGAACCGCGCUCAGCGUCGUCUCCAUCCCCGAGCGCGUCAUCCAGUUCCGAGUCGUCUGGGAGGACGACAAGGGCAACCUCCAGGUGAACCGCGGAUACCGCGUGCAGUUCAACUCAGCUCUUGGCCCGUACAAGGGUGGUUUGCGAUUCCACCCCACCGUGAAUCUGUCGAUCCUAAAAUUCCUUGGCUUCGAGCAGAUCUUUAAGAAUGCCCUAACAGGACUGAGCAUGGGCGGCGGCAAGGGAGGCGCCGACUUUGACCCCAAGGGCAAGAGUGACAACGAGAUCCGACGAUUCUGCGAAGCCUUCAUGCGGAGGCUGUGCCAGCACAUCGGCGCCGAGACCGACGUGCCUGCCGGCGACAUCGGCGUCGGCGGCCGCGAGGUCGGCUACAUGUUCGGCACCUACCGCAAGGAGAGGAACAAGUGGGAGGGCGUGCUCACCGGCAAGGGCCUCAGCUGGGGUGGCAGCCUGAUCCGACCUGAGGCCACCGGCUACGGCCUCGUCUACUACGUGGAGCACAUGAUCGCGUACGCGGGCAAGGGCAGCUUCCAGGGAAAGCGGGUGGCGAUCUCGGGGUCGGGCAACGUGGCGCAGUACACGGCGCUCAAGUGCAUCGAGCUCGGUGCGACCGUGGUGUCGCUGUCGGACUCGACGGGGUCGCUCAUCGCCGGCGGCGACAAGGGCUUCGCGCCGGCGGACGUGAACGCGAUCGCGGCGGUGAAGCUGGACCGGCAGCCCAUCACCCAGUAUAGCGGCGCGGCCGCGUUCCGGUUCGUUCCGGGGGCCCGGCCCUGGCGCCACGUCGGCCGCGUCGACAUCGCCCUGCCGUGCGCGACGCAGAACGAGGUGGACGAGGAGGACGCGCACACACUCGUGCGCAACGGCACCCUGUUCGUCGCCGAGGGCUCCAACAUGGGCUGCACCCAGGCCGCCAUCGACGUGUUCGAGGACGCGCGCCGCGGGGCCAAGGCUGGCAAGGCUAACGGCGUGCCCAAGGCUAACGGUCACGCCAACGGUCACGCCACUAACGGAGACGCCGCCAACGGCAGCAGCAUCGCGGCCGAGCCAGUGUGGUACGCGCCGGGCAAGGCGUCGAACGCGGGUGGUGUCGCAGUGUCGGGGCUGGAGAUGGCGCAGAACAGCAGCCGGUUCAGCUGGACGGAGGAGCGGGUGGACGAGCGGCUGAAGCAGAUCAUGAAGAACAUCUUCGACCAGAGCAUCGGCAACGCGAAGCGGUACGUCAAGGCGGAGGUGGAGCAGGCGGCGCCGCUGCCGAGCCUGGUUGCCGGCGGCAACAUCGCCGGCUUCCUCAAGGUCGUGCAGGCCAUGCACGACCAGGGCGACUGGUGGUGAGCGAGGCCGUCGCGAGAGAGAGAGAGAGGCGGGAGUUUGGGAUGGGG